AAGAGAUCCCAAUCUUUCAACGGGAAGCAAGCAUGGACACACGCGUCCUCGCGAAGGAAGCCGCCCUGGGCAAGAUGCAAGCUACCCUCGGCAAGAUGCAAACGCCGGAUGAAGAGAUGUCGGCGAAGACACCCGCGAAGCAGGCCCUUCAUAUGACCAUUUGCAACAUGGACCUCGUCGACGAGGCCCUUCCGGAGGUGGAACAGGACUCGGAGGACAACGAGCCUGGCCUCGCCCUUCUGUUCAAGUGGAACGAUAUCGACAUGCCAGCGUUCCUCGACGCUGUCAACGCUCCAGCGAGCAGUGGCAACCUUGCCCCCCCGUUCUGGAUGAAGACGCUGCCUCCGAACGUCUCGUUUACUUCGUUCACAAACGAUCUCUUUGAACAGCUCAAGCCCAACGCCGCCGACGACCGCGUGGCGCCGGGGUGGAUUGCACCCAACACCAUUAAAGAAUACGGAGCCAUUUUGGCAGCGCUGCGCGAAGUCGAAGCCGAUCCGUUUAUCCAGGCGGCCAUGGCGGCCGUGCCACUGGACAAUUGCUUGGCCGAGACGUACCACGUGACCUUGAGUCACCACAUCCACCCGAAUGACCGCCACGCCCCACCGACGCCGUUGCGCCGCGUGUUCCUCUAAGCGCGUCGACCAAC
This is a messenger RNA of Saprolegnia parasitica CBS 223.65, 649 nucleotides long. RefSeq lists its product as hypothetical. The transcript has 2 exons. Bases 33 to 635 code for a protein of 200 amino acids. The record is from RefSeq and is a predicted model, not a curated record. Lineage: Eukaryota; Oomycota; Saprolegniomycetes; Saprolegniales; Saprolegniaceae.